GGGAUGUAUGAUUUUGGGUAGAAAGGGAGGGUUUGCAUAGCUGGGGGAGGAUCUUAGGUUGGGUCUGGAGUUGGUGGAUAUACCAUUUUUGCGAGAUUUUAUUGGAACCCAAUACAUCUCCAACAACAUGUCGCAAGGUUUCACUGCCGUGAACCUCCCUCUUGAAGACGAGGCCCCUAUGGGAUCUCAGGCAAUUGUUUUGUACAAAGACGAGGAUAUGGAGGACAACGUCGGCGAUGCUGAUGCUACUGAGACCGCAGAACAAGCCUCCCCCGCAACACCGGCACCCGGCUCAAACACCACCAAGAAGCGUUCACCCAAACCCAAGAACGCCCAAACCAAUGCGGACGGCACUUCUGUGCCCAAAACCCCACGCAAGAAUGCCAAGCAGAAGGAGCUCAACGAAGACGGCACUCCAGUCGUCAAAUCCACCUCAGUUCGCAAGAAGCCUGCGCCCAAGGUGGAUGAGGAUGGAAUUAUUAUCGCAAAGCCUCCUCGCAAGAAGGCUGAGCCAAAGCCAAAGACUGGUCCAAAUGGAGAGUCUCUUCCCAAGACGCCGCGCAAGAAUGCCAAGAAAGUCAAGAGCGAGGACAAGAUCGUCGACGACGAAGCUGGUGAUGUAAAUAUGGCUGGUGAUAUGGUCAGCAGCAUGGUGGGUGAUAUUGCCAGCGCCAAGAUGCCUGGCUAUGGAGAUGAGGAUUCCUCUGCCGUCAAAUCCUAUUACGCUCCCACGCCCAAUGGCGGCAGUAGCCCUGUCAGCGCUGCUGAGGCGCCAAUGACUCCCAAAGUGAAGAAGGCAUCCCUUGCUGCCAACGGUACCCCCGGUGGCAAGAAGAAGCGCGCUGCUGAGGAAGAUGGCGAGGCCGAUCCUUUCACCACUCCUACCAAGAAGAUCAAGGCCGCUGCUGGUACCCCAAAGAGCGGCAAUGGAAAGGGCACAGCUAUCGCAACCUCCAAGGACCAGCUCACCGAUGAGGAUAAGAUGAUGAUUCAGUGGAGAAAGGAUGGCAAGGGCUGGCCUGAGAUCCGCAAGAAGUGGGGUGAAAUGACCGGCAAGCCACCUGGAACUAGCACUCUCCCCAACCGCUACAAGCGCCUGAUGGCCAACAUCACUGACUGGAAGGAUGGUGAUCUUGAGCGUAUGCUCGUUGCCGAGCAGAAAGUGACCAAAGCUUUUGCAACAGAGUUAUACGGCCGCAUGGCUACUGUCAUGAUCCAGCUUGGUGGUGACACCUACACUGCCGCGGCCAUUGAGAAGGCCUAUCUGAAAGAGAAGCGCGAAGGCUUCCCUCACGCCGCGACCAUUGACGAGGUCAUGAACGGCCCUGAUGCUCCGGCUGACGAUGAUGAGGAUAUUGACGAGGCUUCCAACGGCGCUGCACCCUCGGCCAGCGACGAUGAGGGCAUGAAGGCCAUCGACCAAGCCAUCGAUGGCGGUGCUGUCGUGAAGCGCGAUGAGCUCAUGGAGGAUGCUGAGACUCCGGAUGAGGAAAAUUCAGACGGUGGAGUUCCAAUUUCGCCUGGACUCAAGUCGGAGGGUAUCAAAGGUGAAGAUGAUGGUGAGAUGGACUCCGACAUGGCUUAA
Molecule: messenger RNA, 1585 nt
Organism: Pseudogymnoascus verrucosus
Lineage: Eukaryota; Fungi; Ascomycota; Leotiomycetes; Thelebolales; Thelebolaceae
Exons: 4
Coding region: 128-1585 (485 amino acids)
Source: RefSeq, a predicted model, not a curated record